GUCCAAUAGCAAGCGAGCUUGUUAGAUUUCGACAGAGAGUAACAAGAAGUUUGCAAAAUGGGGCUUGAAAGUACUAUGGUCUGUGUGGACAACAGUGAAUACAUGAGAAAUGGAGACUUUCUACCAACCAGACUACAGGCUCAGCAAGACGCUGUCAACAUCGUGUGCCAUUCUAAAACACGAAGCAACCCAGAAAACAACGUGGGCCUCAUCACUAUGGCAAAUAACUGUGAGGUCCUAACCACACUUACAACAGAUUCUGGCCGCAUCCUGUCCAAGCUCCAUGCUGUACAGCCCAAAGGAAAGAUUUCCUUCUGCACAGGCAUCAGAGUGGCUCAUCUGGCCCUAAAACACAGACAAGGAAAGAACCACAAGAUGAGGAUCAUUGCUUUUGUUGGGAGUCCUGUGGAAGAUAAUGAAAAAGAUAUCCCAAAGCUUGUUAAGUUGGCAAAGCGUUUGAAAAAAGAGAAAGUGAAUGUGGAUAUCAUCAACUUUGGAGAAGAGGAGGUGAACACAGAGAAGCUGACUGCCUUCAUAAAUACUUUAAAUGGGAAAGAGGGGACUGGCUCCCACCUGGUCACAGUCCCUCCAGGACCCAGUCUGGCUGAUGCGCUGCUCUCCUCUCCCAUCCUAGCCGGUGAAGGAGGCUCUAUGAUGGGCCUUGGUGCAAGUGACUUUGAGUUUGGUGUGGAUCCCAGUGCUGAUCCAGAGCUAGCCUUGGCUCUGCGUGUAUCAAUGGAGGAGCAGCGACAGAGGCAGGAGGAAGAGGCUCGCCGAGCUGCUGCUGCUUCUGCAGCCGAGGCAGGCAUGCCCACACCCAGCGCUGAUGAAUCAGAGGAGGCCUUGUUGAAGAUGUCGGUAUCUCAGCCUGAGAGUGGUGCAGCUGUGCUUCCUGACUUCAGCAGCAUGACAGAGGAGGAGCAGAUAGCCUACGCCAUGCAGAUGUCUCUUGCUGGAGGAGAGUAUGGAGAAAUGGACACAGGUGCUCCCAUGGAUACUGGAGAUUCAGCCAAGGAAGAAGAUGACUAUGAUGUGAUGCAAGACCCAGAGUUCCUUCAGAGCGUCUUGGAGAACCUACCCGGUGUUGACCCAAACAACGAGGCCAUCCGCAACGCCAUGGGCUCCCUAGCCUCUCAGACAGGAAACAAGCCAGAUGGCAAAAAGGAUGAAGAGAAGAAGAAAUAAGGAGAAAGGAGGCUUUAUAUAUUCACUGAACAAUUGCAGACUGAUCCAGGAUUUCUUUAAUAUACAAGAUGGCCCAAGCACGCGACAGCACUCUGACAUUUGAUAUUUUUUUCUGUCAGACACUCAAAGCACCAACAUUUUGUGUAAAAUCUGACCAAGUUACAUUUAUUGAUAUCAUCUUAAAAGUAUAACCCCCAUUUUCUUUAUGAUUGCUGAUAAAUGAACAAAAGAAAAAGUGUGAUGACAGGCUCCCAAACUAAACUAAUAGCCUCUCUCCUGUCAUGUCUUCUGUGUUUUUUGCAAUAAAAGCUAUGUGUAUAUA
This is a messenger RNA of Cheilinus undulatus (humphead wrasse), 1507 nucleotides long. RefSeq names its product 26S proteasome non-ATPase regulatory subunit 4. Gene Ontology annotation, biological process: proteasome-mediated ubiquitin-dependent protein catabolic process. Gene Ontology annotation, cellular component: cytosol; proteasome regulatory particle, base subcomplex; nucleus. NCBI's taxonomy places the organism in Eukaryota, Metazoa, Chordata, Actinopteri, Labriformes, Labridae. Gene Ontology annotation, molecular function: polyubiquitin modification-dependent protein binding. The record is from RefSeq and is a predicted model, not a curated record. The transcript has 10 exons. The coding region runs from base 58 to 1185 and encodes 375 amino acids.